AUGGGCUCCGCACCGCCCUACCCCACCAAACCGCUCAAAAUCCUCAUGCUGCACGGCUUCACGCAAUCCGGCCCCUCGUUCCGCUCCAAAACGCGCGCCUUAGAGAAGAACCUCCAAAAAGCCUUCCCCGCCGGCGUCUCCCUCGUCUACCCCACCGCGCCCAUCCACCUCGCCGCCGCCGACAUCCCCUUUACGCUGCCCUCGGCCGCCGACACCCCAGAGGGCCAGGAGCCCGAGCAGCCGGAUGCGUGGGCCUGGUGGCGGCGUAAAGGCGACAGCGAGCCGUACACCUACGAGGGCCUCGAGCAAGGCCUCGACACCAUCGCCGACGUGCUGAAGCGCGAGGGCCCGUUUGAUGGCGUGAUUGGGUUCUCGCAGGGGGGCGCGAUGAGCGCGAUGGUGGCGGCGCUGCUGGAGCCCGGGCGGCGGGAGGGCUUUGAGAAGCUGUAUAAGGAGGGCUGCAUGCGGUACCCGGAGAGCUUUGAGGCGGAUACGGGAUUCAUCACCGAGACGAUCCAUCCGCCGCUGAAGUUUGCGGUGAGUUAUUCGGGGUUUGCGGCGAGGGGGGUGGAGAUAUAUCGGGGUUUCUAUGAGCCUAAGAUUUCGACGCCUGUGCUUCAUUUUCUGGGGACCAUGGAUGCGGUUGUGGAGGAGGCGAGGAGUUUGGCGCUGGUAGAGAGGUGUGAGAAGAGUGAGGGAAGGAUGGUGUAUCAUCCAGGAGGACAUUUCUUGCCGAGUAGUCAGAAGGCAUACGUGGCGGCGCUGGUGGGGUUCAUCAAGGAAGUAAUAGCGGAAGUGGAGGCGGGAGAGAAGGGCAAAGCGAGUGAGGAGAGCGUUGAGGACAUGGAUGUGCCUUUCUGA
Molecule: messenger RNA, 861 nt
Organism: Mytilinidion resinicola
Lineage: Eukaryota; Fungi; Ascomycota; Dothideomycetes; Mytilinidiales; Mytilinidiaceae
Product: dihydrofolate reductase
Exons: 1
Coding region: 1-861 (286 amino acids)
Cellular component (GO): nucleus; cytoplasm
Source: RefSeq, a predicted model, not a curated record